Molecule: messenger RNA, 2387 nt
Organism: Brassica rapa (field mustard)
Lineage: Eukaryota; Viridiplantae; Streptophyta; Magnoliopsida; Brassicales; Brassicaceae
Product: protein trichome birefringence-like 32
Cellular component (GO): Golgi apparatus
Molecular function (GO): O-acetyltransferase activity
Source: RefSeq, a predicted model, not a curated record
GUUUAUCGUUUCACAGUUUCAGGUUUUGGCGUCAAGCAACCUACUACAAACCCCUUUAACGAGAGACCUUCUAAUUCCACAAGAAGGUUAGGACUUAGGAGAAUCAUCCAGCUUUCUCCUUAAACCACCUAGCUGACUCCUUUUAAUAUCACAGGCAAGUCAUAUAAAUGAAACUGAGACUGAAGUUGAUCAAACCAAAUGACAAACCUGAAACCUCCACUUAUAAAAAAAAAAUGGAAAACCUUUUUUUUUUUAAAUGGCAAACCUUCCCUAUAUAGUUCAUGAAUAUUCCAUUAUGUUCAUUUAUCUAUAUUUUAUUUUAUUUUGGUAAAAUUAUCUAUAUAUACAUUCAAGGUAAACAUGUUAAAUAUGAGAAAUGCCCUUUUCUUCAUCCCACUUGACUAGUAGUAAUGUUCCAGAUGCAGAGAUGCUAUCAUUCACUAUAGUCACACAAUUCAGAUCGGCAAAUUCAGGCGAAUCAUGAAAAAAUCCAGAUACAAAAAGGGCCACAUUAUAAUACUUCUAUAAACUUUUUGUUUGUAGUUCGAAUUAAAUAUAAACACAGUCGUCGUGACAACUCAUGGUAAACCACAUGGGUUUGGUUUAAGAUCGUGCAAAUGGCACACUUGAUUAAAAAAAACUGAUUAAACAGAAAAGCUUGCUGAAAAAAAACAUGAAUAUAAAGUAUAAACUCCAGAUUUCAUCUUUAACGAAACAAAAACUUUUCAUUUCAAAAAGUUUACCCAAAAAGAAAAGAAACUUUUCAUUACAAAUUAAUACAAAAAUACAAUUAAAAAGCGAAGAAGAAGACAUAAUGAAAAGAUGAAAAACAUUAUUAGAAAGAAAGAAAUAAUGACAUCGUCGUCGUUACUGUCACCGUCUUCUUCGCCUCUCCGUAAGAAACGCCGUCUCACUCACUUCUUCUACACCGUCCUCGCUUUCAUCCUCCUCGCCGCCUUCAUCUACUGCCACGAUUUCCUCUUCUUCUCUCGCCGUUCCCUUCACUCCCCGACGACUACGACGAUCCUCCACCAAGUAAACGACCCUCCUCCUCCGCCUCCUCCUUCUCCUCCUCCUCCGCCGCCACCGACACCAUCUCCUCCGCCGCCUUCUCCUCCACCUCCAGCUUUUGCGGUGGGGAAGACGCCGGAAGGAUGCGACGUGUACAGAGGGCAUUGGGUCAAAGACAAGUCAACGCGGCCGUUAUACAAAGAAUCAGAGUGUCCGUACAUCCAGCCGCAGCUCACGUGCCGCGCGCAUGGCCGUCUCGAUACAGACUACGAUUCGUGGAGAUGGCAGCCUGACUCCUGCUCCCUUCCCUCGUUCGACGCGAAGAUGAUGCUGGAGAGUCUAAGAGGGAAGAAGAUGAUGUUCGUCGGAGACUCCUUGAACAGAGGGAUGUACGUCUCUCUCGUCUGUCUUCUCCAUUCUCAGAUCCCGGAACAUUCCAAAUCAAUGGAGACCUUUGGUUCCCUCACCGUCUUCUCUCUCAAGGAUUACAAUGCAACGAUUGAGUUCUACUGGGCACCGUUUCUCCUCGAAUCGAAUUCGGAUAACGCUACUGUUCAUAGAGUGUCGGAUCGGAUCGUGAGGAAGGGCUCUAUCAACAUUCACGGUAGGCACUGGCGUGGCGCUGACGUUGUUGUGUUCAAUACCUACUUGUGGUGGAGGACUGGUUUCAAGAUGAAGAUCUUGGAAGGUUCGUUCAAGGAUGAGAAGAAGAGGAUCGUUGAGAUGGAGAGCGAAGAUGCUUACCGUAUGGCACUCAAGACUAUGGUUAAAUGGGUGAAGAAGAAUAUGGAUCCGUUGAAGACGAGAGUCUUCUUUGCUACCAUGUCCCCUACUCAUUACAAGAGCGAGGACUGGGGAGGGGAGCAAGGGAAGAACUGCUACAACCAAACGACGCCGAUCCAAGACAUGGACCAUUGGCCAUCAGACUGCAGCAAAACGUUGAUGAAAGUGAUCGGAGAGGAGCUAGACGGGAGAAAGGACUUUCCGGUGACGGUACUGAACAUUACGCAGCUCUCAGGGUAUAGGAAAGACGCGCACACGUCGAUAUACAAGAAGCAGUGGAGCCCGUUGACGAAAGAGCAGCUAGCCAAUCCGGUUAGCUACUCGGAUUGUAUACACUGGUGCUUGCCUGGUCUUCAAGAUACUUGGAACGAGCUUCUCUUUGCUAAGUUAUUUUAUCCUUGAUUCUUUUUUCUUUUCUUAAGAUUUCUGAUUUUUUUUGGAAGUUAUGGUUUUUCUUUUUUUUGUUAAUUAUGUAUAACGCUCUUGUUAUACGAAGAGGGUGAAAGAGUUACCCUCUCCUGUUAUCUAAUAUCAAACUCAACAGAUGAGUUUCAACACUUAUUGAAAGAGUAAAAGACUAGAAAGUUACUAUA